AAUAAAAGGAAUCUAAAAUUAAUUUCUGGCCUGUUUUGUUUUAUUUGAAAACUCCCUUUUUUCUCUUUUCUUUUGGACUUUUAAAAAGAUUUUUAUGUUUUUAAAGUGCAAAGAAUGUCUUUGAGAUCGAAGACGGUGUGCGAGAUAUGUGGCGAAUCUUUUUUGACCGAAAAUAAAUUGUCGAAUCAUAUAACAGAACGACAUGUACAUUCGUCCACAAGUCCAUCGCCAAUCGUAGGUUCAUCGUCUAAACGACGAAAAUUGGAUUCGGACUCCGAUGUAAGGUGUCCACUAUGCGAUUAUGUGGACCUGGACACUGAUCGUCUACAACAGCAUGUCAAUCGUAUGCAUUUUGAUCCAGGUAGUCCUCGGCGACCUGGUACUGUAGACUUUCCUUGCCCAAUAUGCCCAUUGGCUUUCGACCAUUGUGAUAAUCUUGAAACUCAUAUUAACGAAGAACAUCAUGAUAUUGUUAGCCCACAAGCGGUAAUAUAGUUUAAAUAAUUUUGGUACACUAUUUUGGAUUGAUUUUAUUUUUAUGUAUAGGACUCAGAUAGUCAAAGAAUACCGUUGUUGGAAAAUAUUAACGAAGGUUGUGUGAUAUGUGGAAUGAAAAAUUUUGAUAGCUUAAGAGAUUUGGACGCACACAUUGAACAACAUUACCGAGGUACAAUUUAUUACUAUCAUAAUUUUACAUAAUAUCUAAGUAAAAGAAACAUUUUUGUUUGGUAUUUAUGUAUUUAAUGUUUCUACUUAAUAUAUAAUUAAUAUUAUUACUUAUAAACAAAUUUCAGAACUAUUUAUAAGUAGAAUACACCUUUGUAGUUCAUUAUUAAAUUUCACCUGGGAUUUUACAUUUUUAUUUUAUUUAUAGUUAAAUGAUUAUUUUAUUUUUAUUAUUUAAGAUUCAAAGGGAUUGGAAGCAGUGAUUUUCAUAACUUAGGAAUUUAGGCGUGUUCUAUUUUUACUGUACUGAUUUGUUUAGUAAAGCUAUAUAAAAAUUCUGAAAACAAAUUUGAAUUUGUCUUCAAAUCUAUUUGCAACUGAAUUUCCCAACUUUUUGAUUUUAUCCUCCUAAAUCCUAAAAAAAAUAAUAAUUAAAAAAAUUAAAAUCAAAAAAGUGGUAAGUCGAUUUCAAGUAGACUUGAAGAAAAAUUAAAAUCUGUUUUCAGAACCUUCACUAGGCCAAUUAAUAUGUUGGAAAUAAAACACGUUUAUAGGGUAGCAAUGUGUAAACUGAUCCCCCAUUGCUGUCGGUUAAUUGGAAAAAAAAAAUAGAACAUGUCUAAAUUCCUAUGUUGCGAGUAUGUAAGACAAAGAUAGAAAACCACCACUUCUAAUUUAUUUAAGAUCACAAAUAUUAGAUAUUUUAUACAAAGUGAUUUUUUUAUCAUGAACCAACAAUUAUUAAUGAAUAACAAUUAUCACUGAAGUUUUUAUGUGAAUUUGAUUAAUUAAUUAAUUGUUUCUAUUUUUUGGAUCAUUGUAAAAUUGUUUUAACUUUAUUUUAAAACCAUUUUUAAUUAUUUAUCCUUACUCCAUGUACCUUAAAAUAUUAAAUAAGUGUUCUUUUUUAUCUUUUUUAAAAAAAAGUAUAUAUUUAUUUUCAGGUAUAUGGGAGUAGAAUUAAAAAUUAAAAAAUAUUUUUAAAAUAAUGCUUUACCGAUUCCUCAAUGUAGAAAAAAAAACAGGAAUCAAAUUUACUUAAAAUUCUUUGAGAAAAUGAUGGUCCACGAUAAAAAAAAUUCUGUAUAUAAAUUAAUGUAUGUGUAUUUGUUCUUUAUGAAUUACUACACUAUUCAUUUGAUUAUUAUGAAAUUUUGGGAAGUUGUUGGGUACACUCCUGUAAAGGUUUCAACCAUAAAUAUAAAAAAAAAAAUUUUUAUUAUCGCUAGUGUUGCAAAAUAAAGUAAUUUCUGAUUAAAUUUAAAAACAACAUAUAUACUGCAUGAUUCAAUAAUGAUUCAUAGUCACAAUAUUAAGAUAGUAAUAUAAUAUAUUACAAUUGAUACGAUACAAGAAAUAUUAUGUUAUAUAAAAUAAUAUGUAUGUAUAACUUUCAUUUGGUGUAAAAAUUUGGUGACCCCCUGUUUGAAUUUCGUGAUCCCUAGGUUGCACAUCACUGGUAUAAACUACAAGUAAUUUUUAUUUGAGUCUAGGAAUUGAAACUAAUAAAUAAAUGAGGUCUAGAAAAAAUAAUACAGAUUGACUAUUUAUUACUAAAAUACAUUACAAAAGUUACAAUAUUAAAUAGAAUUAACCUAGAAUUUAGAUUAUACAUUUUUGUAAUAUCAAUAAUUACAAAAAUAAUUUCAAUUAAAAUUAUCUUUUAAUGUAAGAUAUUAUGUUGAUGGUCCAGUUUUCUGCCAGUUGUCAACUGUUAGUUUAAACUGUUGAAAUGAAUAUGUAGUCAUGUAGGCUAGGGUGUUAUAUAAACUGAUUAUAUUCAACUAAUAGGUAUUAACAACAUAUUACUUUUUUUUAUAUAUUUUUAUUUGACAUAAACAAUCCAUAUAAAUUAGCACAAUAAGUUUAUAUAAUAAAUAUAUUAUGAUAUGUAUUUUUUUUUAAUAAGAAAACAUUAGAUAUUAUUUUACAAGAAGUCUCGACGCCACUUUUUAAUCUGUGAUUAGAAUUCUCAGAAAGUGUAUAUGUGCUUCCUCCUUUACUAUUCGCAUAUGAAGGUUAUUAUAGAAAGUCAAAUUAGAUAUAUAUGGCAGAGCAUUGGAAAGCCUUUGGAAAUAUAUAUUUUAGAAUGCUUAUAUCUUAUUAGUGUUCGAUUUUUUUGCAGCACUCACAAGUCCAAAUGUCCAUAUCGGUUGAGUAGAGAUUUAUAAAUUAAGAGUUCGGUAAUAAGGAUAGAGCAUUUAUUUCUAAUUUAGAGGUCUAAGCUUUAGAAAAAAAUCUCUUUUUCCAAAACAUAAGUUUCAAAAGAUAUUAACAUAACUUUCAAAGCUAUACAAAUAAGAAUUAAAAACCCAAUUAAUGUUAAUCCUCAACAAAUAUAUAAGUCCCCACUAAUAACUAACUAUCAAAGGUUUUAAAUAUUUUUAAUAAAUUGAAACAAUUAGUAACGUGUAAAGAACCAGUAGGAAAUGAACAACAAAUUCAAAGUUUUAUUAAAUGACAAGAUGAGAAUCUUAACAACAAAUGAAAGCCAAUUCAGAAGUACAAUACAAAUAUUAGAAGAAAAUAAUGUUGAAUAUUAUUGGUACCAAUUAAGAAGUGAAAAACCAUUUCAAGGUAUAAAUCACGAUUUAAAUAUGGAAAUAAUAACUAAGUGAUAAACUGUACGACCAAGGCCACAAAGUAAUCAAAAUAACCAAUAUACACAUUAAAAAAAAUCUGAUCCUAAAAACAAAAAUAGCGAGUGAUCAUACAUAAGCCUACCAUUAUUUUUGUAGAUUGAAACCCACGGGAAAACAAUAAAGAUAUGUACACCAGGUAUGCACCUUGACUCUUGACUCAACUGGAAACACCAUGUUUACCAGAAAAAACUACAAAUUAAAAAGAGAAUGUGACAACUAUAUUAGUUGGUCGGAAGACAUUCUGAACUAGACUUUACAAGUAAACGUUCAUUGUACGUAAUGGUAGGUAAACCAAUAUGGACUUACAACUUAAUAUGAAAUACAACUGUGAGGUUGUGCUAGCAAGUCUAACAUUGUAAAUAUUUAACGCUGUCAAAAUAUUGCUCUCCUUACAAUUGUCACAACUUAUAGGUAUGAAAGAAACAACAUUUUACACCGAGAUAUGAUGAUUACUUCUAUCUACAACGUGAUUACUAAGUUUGCCUGCCAAACAUGAGAUAAGGCUGGAUUACCACACUAAUUUAGUAGAAAUUCAAAUACUUGAUAACUCUCAAGACAUAAGGUGUCUCAAUGUAGACUAUAUGACUUAGUAUAAGAUUGUUAGACGGAGGCCACACCACUAAAAGUGAAACUCUUAAUAUGUUUUUUAUUAUUAUUAUUAUUAAAUAAAUAUACCACAAGUAUUUCAAAAUUAUUGAAGUUUAUUAUUGAAUAUCUUUGAUCAUUAUAAUAAAAGCUUUUAAGCAGUUUAAUUUUAAAAAAAAAAAUCCAUCUCCAUUUUAGAUAUUAUUAAAGUUUUCUUGGUUUGGGGAAAAUGUACAUUUUAUUUUUGUCAGAAAGAAUAUUCUAAUUCUUUAUUAGGUAUUAACAAAUAGUUAAAUGUUUUUUUAAGUUUAAAAUCAUGUUUCUUUUGCAUUUUUAUGAUAAUUUGUUCUUAAAAUUAUAUAAAUUGAUAAGUUUGUUCUUAUGUUAUUAUAGGUUCAACACCACCUUCGCAUGAUCAUUUACCAAAUCAUGAUCAGUUAUUGGCUAAGCAAUUGGAAAAACAAGAACGUGAACGUAUGAAACAAAAGGAGCAAGAAGACUUUCAAAAGUUACAAGCUGCUUAUGGUAUGGAUAAUAAAGGCAAUUAUAAUCAGCAGACUAUGACUAAUUUACAAGAAGCUGUAUCUAGUGGUCAGUUAUCAGUUUAUGAUUAUUAUGAAAAAAUAUAUGAAAUAAAAAUGGCUGAAAGUAAAGGACUUGAUACUGGUGCAUCAGCUACUAGAGGUAUGUUUUUAAUAUUAAAAGUAUUCAGAUCUGUCCACAGAUAAAAGAUAUAAAUGGCCAACACAGUCAAAUUCUAAUGAUUGCGAUAGUACUCAUGGUGCAUCACACCUUGAUGCACCAAUCCCAUUCAAAAUUAAGCAUUACAAUAAAUAAAAUAAUAUUCCUUGUAAAGUUUUUCAUAGUUUAUAGACUUAACACAACUAAUCAUUGGUACCUGAACAUUACAAAUCAUAUUUUAUAUUAUGUUGGUUAUUAGAUAAUCUACACAUUUUUUCAUUUACAUGAAAAAAAAACAUUUUCUUUAAAAUUAAUCCCUAUGCGUAUAUCUGUAACCUUUAUUGAUCUAGGAAUGUUAAAGUAUUAUUUAGAUAUAUUAAUAUUAUUCUAUUCUAAGUUCACUUUACUACUAAAAAUGGUAAAGAUUUUCAUCUUAUAUAGUGUUAGACAUACCUAGGGUUUUUACAAUAAAUUUACAUAAGUUAGUAGUUAAAUCCAAAAUCAACUCAUAAGCUUGCUUAAAGAAUUCUAAAAUAAAUAAUCAUAAAUUAUUUAAUAAUCAAAUGUGUUUAUUAUGUUUACUAUAACUUGGGUACUAAUUUUAGUAAAAUAAAUGUAUUGUUAAAAUAGUGAAUUUCCAUAAUAAAAAGUUACGUACUAUAUUAAAUAAAAUACAUAAUUUUAGUACAAAUAUAAAAGAAACAAUUAAUUAUCAAUGGAAACAUAUAUAGCUAAUUCUUAAAAUGUGUGGAAUAGAUCUAUGUUAUUAAAUUAAUUUGCUGUAUACAUUAGAAUAUUUGAUGAUAAAAAUUGCAUGUAAUUUUUAAAUAUUUUCAGUAAAUAUUUUUUCUGGAAUUAGUCGCUCCUUUCAAAAUCUAAAAUGAAAUAUUUUUUUGAAAAUAGUAGAUAUAAUAUUCAUUGGAAUUCAUAUCCUGGUAAAUUACAAUUUACUUUUAAUAACUAAAAUUCAAUUACAUCAAAAUUCACAGUCAUUAAUAAAAAAUAAAUGUUUACCAAAGAAAUAUAAUCAUAAUGCUAACUCACCAGCAUACGCAAUUAAAUAUAAUAAAAUAAUUCAAUUAAAUAAAUUGGGUAAACUUUUCAAAAAUAUGAAAAAUAUUCUAUUAACAAAAAUACAUCAUAUAGUAAGCAUCAAUUAUAAAAUGUAUUUACUAUUUAAGGUAAAUAGGUUUAUUUACCUUAAAUAUUGGUUUAAUGCAUUUAUGUAUUACGUUUUUUAUCGAUGAAUAAAAUAUGUUUUAAAUAAAACUAAUAACAUCUUCUAAUUGUUUUAGAUUUAAUUGAAUAUAUUCGUCACUUCAGUGCAACAUCUCCUAAUGUAAUUGAAGUACAUUUGGCUUCUCCAACUGAUCAUUACAGAUCAACUUACGGGGACAGAGGUUGGGGAUGUGGUUAUAGAAAUAUGCAGAUGUUAAUGUCCAGUAUGCUUUUACAAAUGGACUAUAAUGAACAUAUAUCUAGAGUAUGGGAAGUGGAAAAAGGACCUUUACCACGUGCAUGGAUGCCAUCUAUAUCGAGAUUACAGCAACAUUUAGAAAAAUCAUGGAGCAUGGGUAUUGAUGAACCCGGUAGAGAACAGUUGGGUGGUACAGUAUAUAAUACAAAAAAAUGGAUCGGCGCUACUGAAGUUGUUGCUAUGCUAACUGCUUUAAAAAUUAAGUAAGUAUUUUUAAAUUAUGGUGUUAUUUGUUUUUUCAGUGUUAUACAAAUAAAUUGAUUGAUAUACAGACUGUCCCGCGAAGAUAUUCCCCUUGAAUAUCUCCAGAGUUAAUAAAGAUAAUAAAAUUAUGAUUUUUUUUUUUAUAUUACUUACAGGGAUGAGGACUAUAAAUAUUUAUUUUUGAAUUAAACAUUUUUUCUUAAUAAAAAAAGUUAUUUUAUUUUAUUAUUUUCGGAAAAUUUUAAUGUAUCCCAAAUUUAUAUCCAAUUUGUUUUCUAAGUUACCCGUUAUUGCGUUACGUAAUUAUGUUAUUUCCAAGAUAACAUCGAUUUUCACACGGAUUAGUAGAGUUUAAAACAGCUGUUACCUAGAAACUAAAAGUUUAAAAUCUAUGUGUUUACCAAAAAAAAAAAAAACCUAAUUUGAUUAUCUGGAUUAUCUUUGGAGAUAUUCAAGGGGUAUAUCUUCGUGUGACAGGUUGUAUAUAUUAUAUGUAUUGCAUUAAAAAAUAUUUAAUAUUACAGAACACUUAUAUUUGAUUUCCAUAAAUCAACUGGUUCUAAAAAUAAUCAUUCAGAAAUGUUUCAUUGGUUGUAUGAACAUUUCAGCAAUAGUAGAAAAAAACAAUUUAUUCCUCCUGUUUAUAUUCAACAUGAAGGUAAAUAUAAGUUUCCAUAAAAAUCUAAAUUACGUUAUGUUGAUACAUUGAGUCACUCGAUAAGAUUUGUUUUUUUUUCAGGUCACAGUCGAACUGUUGUUGGUGUUGAAAAAUUAUCCGAUGGCACAAUUUUGCUUUUAGUAUUAGAUCCAAGUGGUCAUUAUGAUAAAUUAAGAACAGAAGGUGGAAUGUCAACUAUGGCACACAUAAGAAAAUCCAUGCAAACAUUCAAGUCUAAGCAGUAUCAACUAGUCACAGUAAGGGGCAUAAUGACAAGUGAUGCAGAGUUUGAAGUAUGUUGCAUUUAUUCUCAAAUUAUAUUCCUAAUUUUAAACUGAACGCCUACAAUUAAAUUUUAUAUAAGCUCAGCAUCUAACAAAAGAGACCUUUAAACAGAAUUUAUGCGCGCAUGUGAUGUAUUCACUUUAUAAAUGUUUGGCAGUUAGGGAUGUUAAUAGAACAUUGAUACUUUUGAAAAAUUGAUGUUUGAAACUAAAAUAAUCUAUCUUUUGUCAUUGAUGGUUUAGUUUUGAUAUUUUGCAUCAAUGUUAAAGCUUUCCCAAAAUAAUGUUGCUUGUCUUCAAUGUAAGGGUAUUCUUACGUACAAUUCCUAUGCAUACAUGAUUCCUGGAAGCUGAGUAGCUAUAGAUUAUAUUUGAUGUUUGAAUAUUAAGUAAUAUGCACUGAAUGUUUCUUUAAUGUAUCUAUGGUAAAGGGCAAUUAUUUCCUUUAUAUUUCAGAUUAACAAUUUUUUCCCAAAUACAUUGAUUUUUAUUUAAACUUGAUAAUACUUAACUCAUAAUAACACAUUGAUGUUCACAACAAAAUUGCCAUCCCUAGUCACUGUACCAGUUUUUGCUGUUUAAAUAUUAGAAUUAAUUGACUCCUUAUCAAACUUAAAAGUAUGAACUUAAUUUGUGAUUCUAUAUUGGUUUUAUUUGGUACAUAAAUUUCUAUGGAAAAUGAAUGUAUGAAAUAUUAUAAUUAUUUAAAAAUACUUAUAUCUCACUUAAAAAUUUAAAUAUCAGAAAAAAAAUGAUGUAAAAUAGAUAAUAUUCAUGCAAUAUAAAGGCGACAACAGCACAUACAGGCAUGAUAUCUUAAUAUAUUAAUAAAUCUCAAAAUAAUGGAAAUUGUAAUUAAAAUGAUACUUUAAGACCAAGUUUUAAAAAAAUUAUAUCAAAACCAAAUAUUGAAAAUCCUAAAUAAAAUCAAUAUUUUUAACCACUAAUUUGUAUGAAAUAUAUUUUGGAUUUUGUGGAUUUUAAGAAACACUUUUCUGAUUAUAAUUAUUUUUAUGUAUUUAAGUAAUAAUUUGUAUUGCCAUUUAGUAAUUCAUAAUUUUAUAAUAAUAUUAACAAUUUUACAGCUAUAAAAAACUUAUGCUUUUGCUAUAAUUUGUAUGGUUUUUUUUUUCAAAUUUAACUUUUAUAUAAUCAUUAGUCAAUAAAUUAUUUUUAUUUUCAAAAGUAGCAGUUACUAUUUUAAUAAUUCAGCAUUUAUUACUAUACAAAUUCAGAGUAUUAAUUGACAAAACAAACUUAUUAGGUACUUGUUUUUGUAAUUUUAUUGUGCAUACAUGUUCAAUAUACUAUACUGGUUUUCUAUAUUUUCGUUGUAUUGUAUUCACAUGAUUUGUUUAUCAAAUUGUCAUAUACAUAGCUUAAAUUUAUUUAUUAUAUUGAAGUUAAAAAAAGAAAGUUUUAUUAUUAUGUAUUAGUAUUUUUAAUUAAUCAUUACAAUUUUUUUUUUAAAAAGUAUAAUUUACAAUAUUUUAAUUUUGCAGGAUUUUAAAACAAUUAGACCUAACCGUGAUCUAUAACAACCAUCAAUAAAUUGUUGAGAAAAGAAAGUUGGUACUACAAAGUUAAAAUAUAUUGUUUUUAUUUUAUAUUUAGUUUAUUUUAAUUUUCUUACACUUACAUUAUAUCUCCAAUUGUCUCAAAUAAAAUUACAGUCUUAAUGUGAAUUAGUGUUAAUACUAAACAAAUUUUAAGUACACCGAUAUUAUGACUUUGAUUAAUGUCAUAAUAAAAUAUUAAAUAACAUUUUUUUUUUUUUCGAAUAAUAAACUUUAUAGAAUAUAUAUAUCUUUCCAAUGCAUUUUAUUUAAUUAUUUAUAUAAAGCACAUGGAAAACAAUUUAUGUUAUGUAUACUAAAUACAUUUAGACUAGAGAAAUAAUUAAUUGUAUCUAACAUGUAAAUUUGUACAAAAUAACAUAAAACAGGUUAGGAAUGCUUACUACUCAAAUAUUAAAACCCAUUUUUCUCAUGCAUUCCUUAUGAGCUUCAAUAAGAUGCUGACAAUUUUCCUCUCCAUUUUCCAUAAUACUGUAAAAAUUAA
Messenger RNA from Cinara cedri, 9258 nucleotides. The record is from the annotation of a GenBank genome assembly. Lineage: Eukaryota; Metazoa; Arthropoda; Insecta; Hemiptera; Aphididae.